AUGAAUACUACCUGCUCACAAAGUCAUGGCGGGCGGGAUCGCAUGAUCAAAGAAACAGCAAAGAAAUACGUUAACAUCACACGGGAAGCUUUUGAAUUGUUUAAAUCGUACUGUGAAGAGUGCCAGAAGAAAAGAAAGCGACCAGUUAGAAAAGGUGUGGUUGUUCGACCCAUCUUGACAGACGGGUUUUCUUUUCACGGCCAAGUGGACUUGUUUGAUAUGCAAUCGAUGGCACAGGGUUCCUACAAAUGGAUCAUGGUCUAUCAAGACCACCUCACCAAAUUAUGUGUCCUGCGUCCGCUGUCGUCAAAACGUGCAGCAGAAGUGGCGCAUCAUCUCAUGACAUAUUUCUCUUGUUCGGAGCUCCGUACAUAUUACAGAGUGAUAAUGGUCAGAGAGUACACAGCCGAAAUGAUCAGUGAGCUGAAAAUCAUCUGGCCCAAUUUGUCCUCGUUCAUGGAAAGCCUCGACAUCCACAGAGCCAAGGAUCCGUGGAAAGAGCAAACGGUGGAAAGAGCAAAGACAUGCUGGUUGCAUGGAUGGGAGACAAAAACACCACUGAUGGAGCAUUGGAAUCAAGUUUGUCCAGUUCCAGAAGAAUUCCAGUUUCCCAUGCAGUAUUCGCAAAUCAUCCUAUGCAGCCAUGUUUGGAUGUGA
This is a messenger RNA of Penaeus monodon (black tiger shrimp), 657 nucleotides long. Its product is annotated as KRAB-A domain-containing protein 2-like. The coding region runs from base 1 to 657 and encodes 218 amino acids. Lineage: Eukaryota; Metazoa; Arthropoda; Malacostraca; Decapoda; Penaeidae. The record is from RefSeq and is a predicted model, not a curated record. Gene Ontology annotation, molecular function: nucleic acid binding. The transcript has 2 exons.